Culex pipiens pallens (northern house mosquito) is the source of this 822-nucleotide messenger RNA. Its product is annotated as craniofacial development protein 2-like. The transcript has 3 exons. NCBI's taxonomy places the organism in Eukaryota, Metazoa, Arthropoda, Insecta, Diptera, Culicidae. The record is from RefSeq and is a predicted model, not a curated record. The coding region runs from base 1 to 822 and encodes 273 amino acids.
AUGCACGGAGUCGGUUUCGUAGUGAUUGGGGAUCAGAAGAACCGAGUCAUCAAGUGGAAGGUGGUAAAUGACCGGAUCUGCGUGUUGAGAAUAAAGGGCAAAUUCUUCAACUACAGCCUGAUCAACAUCUACGCGCCGACGAACGACAAGCCCGAUGAUGAUGAAGACGCUUUCUACGAGCGCCUCGACAAGACCUAUGGAGAGUGCCCAAGACACGACGUGAAGAUAGGCAUCGGAGACGCAAACGCGCAGGUCGGAAGGAAAGCCUUCUUCCAUCCUGUCAUCGGCAAGGAGAGCCUUUAUCCUCGCACGAAUGACAACGGCCUACGUUUGGAACAUUGGCGCUACCCGAAUGGCGAAUCGUGCACCCAAAUCGAUUACGUUUUGGUAGAUGGUCGACACUUCUCGGACGUGAUGGACGUCCAAUCGUACAGAGGACCGAACAUCGACUCUGAUCACUUCUUGGUAGCGUGCAAGAUCCGAGCUAGGCUGUCGAACGUGUUGACCCCGCGGACUGCGAGGAUAGCGCGGUUGAACGUCCAGCGCCUCGCUAGCAGCGACGUUGCUGCAGAGUACAGUCGGAAGCUCGACGAGCGGAUCAACGAGGACGCGCCUACGGCAUCCACAUUCUUCAUGGCUUGGUCGCUAACGUCUUGCCGCCGGUGCUCAAUCAGCAUUGACAAGAAGCGGGCCAUCAGCGACAGGGAGCGCUGUUCCUUAGCUGGCGGCGGCUGCGUAGAUAGCGUCCCGGCGGUUGAUAAUCUGGAUCCUUGCACGACCAGCAGCAGGGACUACUGUAACGUCGUUGAAACUACCUCGUAG